AUGGCCGGACUUGUACAGCAAGUUGCUACUCCAGUGCACAGAACCGCUGCUCAACCGGCUCCUCAAACUGCUGUUCCUGCUGCUCGGACCGCCGUUCUCGAUGCUCGGACCGCCGUUCCCGCUGCUCAAACAACCGCUCAAACCGCUCCUGCUGCUCGGCCUGCCAUUCCCGCUGCACCUGCUGCGCGGUCCGGCAAAUCCGCUGAUGGUGCUGGUUCCCCCGAUUUCAGAAAGACCGUCCUCAACAUUCUUACCAGUUGCUAUGUGAGUUGCUCACUUGCUUCGAGUCAAUUGAGCUCCUUGUUCUCUGCCUCCAGUGGCCGGGCCCGGCUUACUGUAACCUCUUAG
This is a messenger RNA of Puccinia graminis f. sp. tritici CRL 75-36-700-3, 348 nucleotides long. RefSeq lists its product as uncharacterized. Lineage: Eukaryota; Fungi; Basidiomycota; Pucciniomycetes; Pucciniales; Pucciniaceae. Bases 1 to 348 code for a protein of 115 amino acids. The record is from RefSeq and is a predicted model, not a curated record. The transcript has a single exon.